UCAAAACAUUCUUUGUUUCUCUCUCUCUCUCUCUCUCUCUCCAAAUUCUCAGAGAAUUUAUUUGUGAGAUUCAGAUCUAAAGAACAUUUUUCCUCGCCUUCACUUUUGCUGAGAAUUAGCUCUGAGAAUCUGAGAAAUGGCGACGGUGUCCCCUCUCGCCAAAUACAAGCUGGUGUUCUUGGGCGAUCAAUCCGUCGGCAAAACCAGCAUCAUCACCCGCUUCAUGUACGACAAAUUCGACACCACGUAUCAGGCUACUAUUGGGAUUGAUUUUUUGUCAAAAACUAUGUACCUUGAAGAUCGGACAGUUCGUUUGCAGCUUUGGGAUACUGCUGGGCAAGAAAGAUUUAGGAGUCUCAUUCCAAGCUACAUUAGAGAUUCUUCUGUUGCUGUAAUUGUCUAUGACGUAGCAAAUAGGCAAUCAUUUCUGAAUACUAGUAAGUGGAUCGAAGAGGUGCGUACAGAACGGGGCAGUGAUGUCAUCAUCGUCCUUGUUGGGAACAAAACCGAUCUUGUCGAUAAAAGGCAAGUUUCUAUAGAGGAAGGAGAAGCCAAGUCUCGUGAGUUUGGAGUCAUGUUCAUAGAAACCAGUGCAAAAGCAGGAUUCAACAUCAAGCCUCUCUUCCGUAAGAUUGCUGCUGCCUUGCCAGGGAUGGAAACCCUUUCUUCCACAAAACAGGAAGACAUGGUGGACGUGAAUCUGAAGCCCACUGUUAAUUCAUCCCACACAGAGCAGCAAGGAGGAGGUUGCCCUUGCUAGAGAAACAUGUUUCAAAUGAUAAAGAGAAAAAAGAGCAGUUAGGACAUGAAAAUUCUCAGUGAGAUCAGCUACAUGCCAUCAGGUUUCUUCCUCGUACUUAGAACGUGAUUAUGUUCUAACAUACUAAUGUUGAAAUUUUGAAAUCUUCAUUACCAUUUUUUUGUCCGCAGAAGUCAUCUUGAAAUUUCUACCAUUGUGAUUAGUGUUGUAAAACUGUAUUCAGAAUCUCAUUUAUUACAGAAGUUUUUCUUUACAUCACUUACGGUUAGGCUGGCUUGGUAAAUGAAACUAAGAUUAAGAUCUCAAUAAGAGCAAUGUUGUUUAGUAGAUUA
Alnus glutinosa is the source of this 1092-nucleotide messenger RNA. RefSeq names its product ras-related protein RABH1e. Lineage: Eukaryota; Viridiplantae; Streptophyta; Magnoliopsida; Fagales; Betulaceae. Bases 137 to 760 code for a protein of 207 amino acids. The record is from RefSeq and is a predicted model, not a curated record. The transcript is spliced from 6 exons. Gene Ontology annotation, molecular function: GTPase activity; GTP binding.